This is a messenger RNA of Yamadazyma tenuis ATCC 10573, 349 nucleotides long. Lineage: Eukaryota; Fungi; Ascomycota; Pichiomycetes; Serinales; Debaryomycetaceae. The record is from RefSeq and is a predicted model, not a curated record.
UGAUUUAAAACCCUGUAUUAAUUCUUAUUGUAGGUUCAACUAUAACUUACAAGGAGGAAGCACAUCGUACGUUCCCAAUAACAUCAGGUUUACUAUGGAAAAAAAACAGGUGAUGGGUGCACACGGAAAAACCGUGCACGGAGACACCAUCCGGAAUAAAAAUACAGACCUGCAUGAAUCCGUUAUGAUUACCAGCAUAUUUUCUUUUUCGACGGAAAAACAAUUCUCCGCCAAAUUAAGGACUAUCAUUCUUUAACUUUUUGUGCAGAAACUUUGGGGAUUUCUCCGCCACUACAUACAAUGGACGUUGGAGAAAUAUAUGGGAUCGGGGAACUCCCAUCCCUUCCGC